UCAAGUAAGGGCAGUUAUUUCUUCGGUCAGCGGAAAUGGCGGAUCAAGAAAGAAGAAUGUUGAAAGAAGAAGUCAUAACUUACGCUUACAUUCUCCUCUACAUCGCUCUCUCUAGUGGUCAGAUCUUCUUCAACAAGUGGGUUUUGUCAUCGAAGGAAAUAAACUUCCCUUACCCUCUUGGGUUGACCCUGCUUCAUAUGGUGUUCUCCUCCGUAUUAUGUUUUGUUCUCACCAAAGUUUUCAAGAUGUUCAAGGUUGAGGCAGGAAUGACUCCAGAAAUAUAUACUACAUCAGUUAUCCCAAUUGGUGCAACAUUUGCAAUGACUCUUUGGCUGGGAAACACUGCAUACCUCUAUAUUUCAGUUGCGUUUGCACAAAUGUUGAAGGCAAUUAUGCCAGUAGCUGUUUUCAUUCUUGGAGUAGCAGCAGGACUUGAGGUCAUGAGCUGCAGAAUGCUAUUGAUAAUGUCAGUGAUAAGUUUUGGUGUACUAGUGGCUUCUUAUGGGGAAAUGAAUAUAAGCUGGAUUGGAGUUGUUUACCAAAUGGGUGGUGUCGUUGGAGAAGCUUUAAGACUUAUUUUCAUGGAGAUUCUGGUUAAGAAGAAGGGUCUCAAAUUAAACCCUAUUUCCGUCAUGUAUUACGUUAGUCCUUGCAGUGCUAUUUGCCUGUUUGUGCCCUGGAUUUUUCUAGAGAAACCAAAGAUGGAAGCACAUGGAACUUGGAACCUGCAAGCCCUCAUAUUGACACUCAACUCUCUCUGCACGUUUGCGCUCAACUUAUCAGUAUUCCUUGUGAUCUCACAUACUAGUGCUCUGACAAUUCGUGUGGCUGGGGUUGUUAAGGAUUGGGUGGUUGUCUUAGUGUCCGCCCUUCUCUUUGCAGAUACAAAGCUGACAAUUAUAAAUCUUUUUGGGUAUGGGAUUGCCAUCGCUGGUGUAGCUGCAUAUAACAAUAGCAAGCUGAAAAAGGAAGCUUCUCGAUCUAGCACCAACGAUUCUCUAGAUGUUCAAUCCCUAACAAAGGAAGCUUCAUCUUCAACUUCUGACAGAUAGUCUUAUGUCAACAGCAGUCUGCAAAAAUACUUCUGAGGAAACUUCUGUGUUUGUAAUUUUGGAUUAUUUUUCUGGUGAAGAUUCAGUUUAAGAUCAUAUCCAUUCUAUUGAUGGUAACAGCUGCUCCGACAUUUUUGGUAUUUUUUUUGUAUGCCGGUAUGGAGCCAAAUCAACUAGCUCAGCGGAGAAAAUGUUGUAUAAAGAAGUGAAAUUCACAACUGUAUCAUUAAGAAAUUAAAGAAACAAAAACUGAAGACUUUUCAAUGUUGAAUAAUCAAUCAUAGGUGAUUUUUCUGCAAAGCAAUUGUUGAAAUCCAUUUCUCAG
Molecule: messenger RNA, 1377 nt
Organism: Pistacia vera
Lineage: Eukaryota; Viridiplantae; Streptophyta; Magnoliopsida; Sapindales; Anacardiaceae
Product: probable sugar phosphate/phosphate translocator At3g14410
Exons: 8
Coding region: 36-1052 (338 amino acids)
Cellular component (GO): Golgi apparatus; endosome; trans-Golgi network
Molecular function (GO): antiporter activity
Source: RefSeq, a predicted model, not a curated record